UUCACAUCAUCCUCCCACGGGCCACGACCACGAGCUCCUUCCAUCCCACUUCAGCUCUCCCCUCAAUCUCGUCCCUCUCCUUUUUUUCUCUCUCUCUCUCUCUCUCUCUCUCUUAAGAAUUCAUUGGUAGCAGAGAGAGAAAAUAUAAGAAUGGGUGGCAAGAAGUUUGGGGUUCUGCUGUGUGCAGAUGAUCCCGAGUACGUCAAGAAGAUUUAUGGAGGGUACUUUGGAGUUUUCGUGAGAAUGCUGGGGGAAGAUGGUGAAACCUGGAAGGUGUUUCGUGUGGCCCAUGGUGAGUUCCCUGAUGACGAAGAGAUUAAAGAGUUUGAUGGGUUUGUCAUCAGUGGAAGUUGCAGUGAUGCUCAUGGGACUGAUGUCUGGAUCUGCAGGCUUCUCAAUCUGCUCAAACAAUUGGAUUCCAUGAAGAAGAAAGUUCUGGGCAUAUGCUUCGGUCACCAGAUACUGGGACGUGCACUGGGUGGAAAGACCGGUCGAGCAACAGCAGGGUGGGACAUUGGAGUCGCAAAUGUUCAGCUAUCAUCGUCGAAGCUCUUCACAUCUUUGAAAAUGCCUGCUUAUCUCUCUGUAAUUGAAUGCCACCGUGAUGAGGUGAGGGAACUUCCACCAAAAGCUGAAGUACUGGCCUGGUCUGGUAGAACAGGGGUAGAGAUGUUCAGGUAUGGUGAUCACAUCAUGGGCAUUCAGGGUCAUCCUGAGUAUACCAAGGACAUUCUUCUGCACUUGAUUGACCGUCUUCUUCAACGCAAUCUCAUUGAGGAGUCGUUUGCUGAGGAGGCUAAGUCUGACUUGAAUGCUCGUGAACCUGAUAGGGAGGCAUGGAAGAAGUUGUGCAUCAGCUUCCUCAAGGGUAGUAGAUUGUGAUGAGAGGUUUCAAUUCAGCGUAGGCGAAUUUGGGGAAGCUGUAGAUAAGCAGAUCCACUGUCCAGGAUUUGAUUAGGGAAAUUUCUAUGUCCACAUUUUCGUUAAAAAGCCUGCAAAAAUACCAUAUGGAGCAGGCAAUUACGGAGAAGAGUUAGUCGUUUUGACAUCAUUACAUGUCAUUACUGUCGACGAAAUAGACUGGACUCUUGAGGUCAAGUGAACCUGUUUUGAUUUAACUUCAAGGCCUUUGAUUUGAUUUGAUUUUUCUUCUCUA
Molecule: messenger RNA, 1156 nt
Organism: Coffea eugenioides
Lineage: Eukaryota; Viridiplantae; Streptophyta; Magnoliopsida; Gentianales; Rubiaceae
Product: gamma-glutamyl peptidase 5-like
Exons: 4
Coding region: 151-882 (243 amino acids)
Cellular component (GO): cytosol
Source: RefSeq, a predicted model, not a curated record